Messenger RNA from Dioszegia hungarica, 1116 nucleotides. RefSeq lists its product as uncharacterized. The record is from RefSeq and is a predicted model, not a curated record. Gene Ontology annotation, biological process: regulation of DNA-templated transcription. Lineage: Eukaryota; Fungi; Basidiomycota; Tremellomycetes; Tremellales; Bulleribasidiaceae. The transcript has 5 exons. Gene Ontology annotation, molecular function: sequence-specific DNA binding; zinc ion binding. The coding region runs from base 1 to 1116 and encodes 371 amino acids.
AUGGCUGACAAUCAGUUCACGCGUCGAAAGAAAUGGCCCCAGAUCCUCUUACAAGAGCUUAUGGGCGGUGCGCUCUUUUGCCUCAAGCCCUACCCGCUCGAGCGGAGCAGUAUGGAUGCCUCGGGCCGGACCAACAAUACAACCGGAUGGAAGAUCAUCUACAUAUCGCCUUGUGGAGGAGAUAUGAUUGGCCAAAAAUCUACCGAACUGGAGAACCGGGACUUCCUCGACCUUGUCUAUCCCGCCGACCAACCGCUUCUUCAUACCCUUUUCUCCUCCCUCAUUCACCCUCAGACAGGCGGAGGCGGUCCUUCCGGCGCCUCAUCCAAUUCCACUCCAUCCUCAUCAGGCGGCUCAUCCUCCUCCGGCACCGGGAAAUCGCACACGACCUACGCCCGGAUCCUGUCGAGCGAUCCGGCCGAUAUUUCUCGGUCAGGACCGGUAGCGUGGGAAUUGCGUGCGCAUGCGACGGGCUUAGAUGGUGUCGGGGCGACUUUGGCGGGUGCGGGCGGAUAUAGGCUGGACGGGACGGUGAUACAGCGGGGAAGUGCGGAUGAGGGGACGUUGAAGGGCAAGGCGGUCUGGGUCAUGGGGAGAAGAAUAGGGAGUGGGAGUGCGGACGAGGCACAGUCAUUAGACGCGUUUCUUGAGCUCAAAUUGGAGAAUGAGAAGCUCCGGGAAGAGCUCCGAGAGCUCCAAUAUGAGAUAGACGAGGAGGACUUCCAAGCUGGGAAGGAGAAGGCCAAGGAGAAGGAGAAGGAAAAGAAGAAGCCGGCUCGGCCGAUCAAGGACAAGGAACCACGGGAGAAGAAGAGGGCAAAGAAAGCGAGUACAUUGCAGGGUGCGCCAGGGGCGAAUGGGGCGCUGGGGAGCCUGGGGGCGACAGGUGGAAGUGGGGCAGGAGGUACGAAGGAUGGUGGGGAGGGCGGAAUGCACGUUUGUGUCACGUGUGGGAGGACAGAUAGUCCCGAGUGGAGAAAGGGACCUUUGGGGCCAAAGACGCUGUGUAAUGCGUGUGGACUGAGAUGGGCGAAGCGGAACUCGACGGCCCCGAGUCGGAAAGAACGGAAAGCGGCUGAAGCGGCGGCGGCUGCUGCGGCUGCUGCGAAGCGGUGA